Molecule: messenger RNA, 615 nt
Organism: Amphimedon queenslandica
Lineage: Eukaryota; Metazoa; Porifera; Demospongiae; Haplosclerida; Niphatidae
Product: DNA-directed RNA polymerases I, II, and III subunit RPABC2-like
Exons: 6
Coding region: 79-468 (129 amino acids)
Biological process (GO): transcription by RNA polymerase I; tRNA transcription by RNA polymerase III; transcription by RNA polymerase II
Cellular component (GO): RNA polymerase II, core complex; RNA polymerase I complex; RNA polymerase III complex
Molecular function (GO): DNA binding
Source: RefSeq, a predicted model, not a curated record
ACCUAAGCCACGCCUUCUUUUCACGGAGUAGUCUGGUGGGUGUGUCGAUAGGGCGUGGUUUUGAUUAACGUGUUCAAAAUGGCGGAUGACGGGUUUGAUGACUUUAGUGGAGGAGAAGAUGAUCUAUUGGAUGACAUGGAUGAUCUUGGAGAAGAAGGAGAAGAAGACAACGAGAAUGAGGAAAACAUUGAGAUACUCCCACAAACCGAAGAAGAACAUGCCAUACCAUCAGAGCAGCGUACAACCACACCAUACAUGACUAAGUAUGAGCGGGCAAGAGUAUUAGGGACAAGAGCAUUGCAAAUCAGCAUGGGUGCUCCUGUCAUGGUCGAACUAGAGGGAGAGACAGACCCACUGAAAAUUGCUAUGAAAGAACUAAAGGCAAAGAAGGUUCCUAUCAUCAUAAGACGUUUCCUACCUAACUCGAGUUAUGAAGACUGGGCAGUGGACGAGUUGAUUAUCGACUGACGAGUAGUUGUUUGUAUUUUCAUGUUUAUUCCUCUUCUUGUGCUGUUUUUUGUUUCCAUUGCUCCUGCACUUUCUUUCCCCUUUUCCUCGUUCACAUAUUUGUCUACAUUUACUCACUUGUUUCAAUAACUUUCAAUUUAACGUGUA